This is a messenger RNA of Tribolium castaneum (red flour beetle), 1043 nucleotides long. RefSeq names its product odorant receptor 94a. Gene Ontology annotation, molecular function: olfactory receptor activity; odorant binding. Bases 90 to 989 code for a protein of 299 amino acids. Gene Ontology annotation, cellular component: plasma membrane. NCBI's taxonomy places the organism in Eukaryota, Metazoa, Arthropoda, Insecta, Coleoptera, Tenebrionidae. The record is from RefSeq and is a predicted model, not a curated record. Gene Ontology annotation, biological process: detection of chemical stimulus involved in sensory perception of smell; sensory perception of smell. The transcript has 5 exons.
ACAACCUCUCUCAACUCAUUCUCACGUAUUUUGUUUACUCUGACUUGGAAGCGUUAGCAAACACGAUUUUUGUGUUAACAACAAAUAUCAUGGCAGCUGCAAAAAUGUAUUUCUUUGUCAGGAAUUUAAAAAUGAUUAAACAGAUGUUGGCGGUUCUCAACACUCCACAGUUUUUACCAAAAUCCGACACUCAAGUGGAUUUAGUUAAACCGUCUUUGAAAUUAUGGAAAUUGUCUUACACCGUGUUUUCGGUAAUAGUCGCAAUGAAUGUGUUUUUGUGGUCGAUUGCGCCAUUUUUUAACCCAGAACAGAGGUUUCCUUUUGUGGCUUGGUACCCUUUUCAAACAAGUACUACAUUAAAUUACUGUAUUGUUUAUUUAUAUCAAGUGGUGUGCAUAUGGGUUAUAACCAUCGCGAAUAUGAAUUUGGAUACAGUGACGAUGGCUUUGAUGGUCUACAUCGGAACACAGUGUGAUAUUCUUUGUGACGAUUUAAGUAACCUUUAUGGCAAUUCGGAUUAUUUUCACAAACAUCUUAUCAGUUGUAUUAAACACCACAAGAAAAUUGUAAGUUAUGCACGGAAAAGUAACAAUAUAUUUAACAUGAUAAUUUUGGGUCAAUUUGCCACAAGUACCAUGGUCUUAGCCCUUACUAUGUUUCAGUUAAGUUUGGUUAAUCCUCUGAGUGGCAUUGCUGCCAUACAUUUAAAUUACAUACUCGGAAUUACUACAGAAAUUUUGCUUUACUGUUAUUACGGUAAUGAAGUUGAAGUUAAGAGUAGUCGGAUGUCGUACUCCAUCUACAAGUCUGAUUGGUAUGAACAACCGAUUAAUAUUCGAAGAACAAUUCUUAUUCUUUGUGAAAGAUGUAAACGUCCGAUUAAAUUUACCGCGAUAAAUUUGUUUGCCCUUUCCCUAAGCACGUUUAUGACGAUUAUUCGGUCUGCUUAUUCCUACUUUGCCUUGCUCUAUAAUGUCAAUAAUCGCUAAUUGGUCAUGUUAUUUUUUAAUGAUUAGUAAGUAAUACAGUUUUCAAGCACCGAA